Trichophyton benhamiae CBS 112371 is the source of this 459-nucleotide messenger RNA. RefSeq lists its product as uncharacterized. NCBI's taxonomy places the organism in Eukaryota, Fungi, Ascomycota, Eurotiomycetes, Onygenales, Arthrodermataceae. The transcript has a single exon. The record is from RefSeq and is a predicted model, not a curated record. Bases 1 to 459 code for a protein of 152 amino acids.
AUGCUUUUUGGUCUCGGCUUGUUCUGUAUGAUUGCAGCCAUCGUUCGUGUCGUUCUCAUUUUCAAGCUUCAGCGCCAUGGUGACGGAGCCCUAUGGUCAAUCCGUGAAGAUUUCGUCGCCGUCAUUGUCGGUCAGGCACCCCUCGUGUAUCCAAUCACCAAGCCCCGAUUCUGGAAGAGCAUCUUCGGCAACGAACGAUACGAGGAUACAAGCGAGCACAGUCAACAAUACAAAGACAGCAAGGCAUCAUCGAAACGAAAGCCCAAGGAUCCCUACAUGAUUACCCAGACAGAACUCACUAUGGUGGACAAGUCAGAAAGCACAGAGGAGAUCAUGAAGGUUGAAGAAGGAAAGAUGGACGGCGGCAUCCUCGUGCAGAGGACUUACAAUGUGGAUGUUGAAAGCUCGAGAUCGGAGUCGGGUCACGAAGAUAAGAAAUACCCAGGUCAGGCGUUUUAA